Molecule: messenger RNA, 2793 nt
Organism: Mesorhabditis spiculigera
Lineage: Eukaryota; Metazoa; Nematoda; Chromadorea; Rhabditida; Rhabditidae
Source: the annotation of a GenBank genome assembly
AUGAGGAGCCUACUUCUACUCGGCUCACUCCUCGUCCUCUCCACAGCCGCCCCACUACAAGAACGAAUCCAGCGUGCCAUCGAAGCGCUCAGGGCCGCUGAAUCGACUGGCGAAUUUGCGAUUAAUACGCCGAACGGCAUCUACCCGGUGAGCAAAAUCAAUGAGGACAACUUCUUGAACGUGUUCGCCUGGCAUCCCGAGUUCGCCGCCGCUGCCAAGGUGAAGAAGGCCAGAGACACGGAAGCGUAUAAUGCUGCUCAUGCUGCUGACGCCGCUGGAGGAUACGACGCCCCGGCUGCCCCCGUUGAAGCCAAGCCUGAGGAGUCGAAGCCUGCACCAGCUGCUGAGGCCACUGGAUAUGAUGCUCCCGCUCUAGCUGCUGAGACGCCAAAGCCUGCUGAAGAAGCCAAGCCCGCAGCCGAAGCUGGAGCCGCCGCUGGAGGAUAUGAUGCCCCUGUAGCCGAGUCUAAGCCAGAGGAAAAGCCUGCUGAGAAGCCGGCCGAUGCCGGAGCAGCUGCCGGCGGCUAUGAUGCUCCUGCUCCUGCUUCUGCUCCUGAGACCAAGAAGCCUGCUGAGGAGGCCAAGCCAGCACCUGCUGCUGAGGCUGAGAAAUCUGCUGAAGCGGGAGCUGCCGCUGGUGGAUAUGAUGUCCCUGCACCUGCCGCCGAAGCGAAGCCCGAAGCCCCCAAGGAGGAAGCUAAGCCAGAAGAGAAGCCCGCCGAGGCUGGAGCAGCUGCCGGAGGAUAUGAUGCCCCUGUCCCAGCUGCGGAGACGCCUAAGCCGGCCGAAGAAGCGCCCGCGCCUGCCGCUGAAGCCGAGAAGCCUGUUGAUGCUGGAGCCGCCGCUGGAGGUUACGAUGCUCCUGCUCCUUCCACCGAAGCCCAGAAACCUGCGGCUGAGGAGGCUAAGGCUGAGGAGAAAGCUCCUGAAGCCCCCGUCGCGGAAACCGAAAAGCCUGCCGUGACUGGAGCUGCAGCUGGAGGAUACGACGCUCCCGCCCCUGCCGCUGAGACUGAGAAGCCCGCUGCGGAGGAAAAGAAAGACGAAGCCCCUGCGGCUGAAGACAAGUCCGAGGCUGAAAAGCCUGCCGAAGCUGGAGCCGCUGCGGGAGGUUAUGAAGCGAAGCCUGAGGAGAAGGCUGAAGAGAAGCCUGCUGCUGAAGCCGAGAAGCCCGCCGAAGCUGGAGCUGCCGCUGGAGGUUACGAUGCUCCUGCCCCUGCCGCUGAAGCUGCAAAGCCAGACACCGAGGAAAAGAAGCCUGAAGAGAAAGCCCUCGAAGCGCCGGCUGCUGAGGCCGAGAAACCUGCCGACGCUGGAGCCGCCGCUGGAGGCUAUGACGCCCCGGCCACUGAAGCUGAAAAGCCUGUUGCUGAGGAAGCCAAGCCUGGGGAGAAGAAGGAUGACGCUCCUGCUACUGAGGCCGAGAAGCCAGCUGAAGCCGGAAAUGCUGCCGGUGGAUACGACGCCCCUGCCGAAGCUAAGCCUGAGGAGAAGCCUGCCGAGGAGGCCAAGCCGGAAGAGAAGGCCCCUGAAGCCCCCGCUGCCGAGGCCGAAAAGCCAACAGAUGCCGGAGCUGCUGCUGGAAGCUACGACGCUCCUGCUCCCGCUGCCGAAGCUGAGAAGCAAACGGCUGAAGAAGCGAAGCCCGAGGCGAAGACUGCUGCCGAAGCCGAAAAGCCAGCUGAUGCCGGAACUGCUGCUGGAGGAUAUGAGGCCCCUGCCGAGGAGAAGAAACCAGAAGAGAAGGCACCCGAAACCCCAGCCGCCGAGGCCGGGAGCGCCAACUCUGGAUACGCAACAGCUCCUGAAACUACUGAAGCCGAGAAACCAGCCGCUGAGGAGGCUAAGCCCGUGGAGAAAGCCCCUGAAGCUCCGGCCGCCGAAGCUGAGAAGCCGGCUGAGGCUGGAGCCGCUGCUGGAGGAUACGACGCGCCUGCCCCAGCUGCUGAGGCUGAGAAGCCCGCUGCUGAGGAGGUGAAGCCAGAGGAGAAGCCUGCUGAGGCCGAGAAACCUGCUGAUGCUGGAGCCGCCGCCGGAAGCUAUGAUGUCCCUGCCGCCGAAGCCAAGCAAGAGAAGAAGGAUGAGGCUCCUGCGGCCGAAGCCGAGAAGCCCGUCGAGGAGGCCAAGCCCGAAGCUGAGAAGUCGGCUGAUGCUGGAGCUGCUGCUGGCGGUUAUGAAGCCCCGGCUGAAGCCAAGCCUGAGGAGAAACCAGCUGAGGAGAAGGCCCCUGAAGCCCCAGCUGCGGAGGCUGAGAAGCCCGCCGCCGAGGCAGCCAAGCCUGAGGAGAAGAAAGAUGAGGCUCCUGCCGCUGAAGCCAAGCCCGAAGCCGAGAAGCCUGCUGAAGCCGGAGCCGCUGCUGGAGGAUAUGAUGCCCCAGCUGAAAGCAAGCCGGAAGAGAAGGCCGAGGAGAAGCCAGCUGCGGAAGUCGAGAAGCCCGCCGAAGCCGGAAGUGCCGCCGGUGGAGACGAAACCCCCGCCCCUGCCGCAGAAGUUGAAAAGCCAGCCUUGGAAGAGAAGAAGCCGGAGGAAGCCGAAAAGCCAGCCGAAGCUGGAGCAGCGGCCGGAGGAUACGAAACCCCAGCCGCCGAGGCUGAGAAGAAACCUGAAGCUGGAGCUGGAGCCGCCGGAGCCGGAGCCGAAGCAUCAAAGGAUGAGCCUGCCGCCCCCGCUGAGGAGAAGCCGACUGCCGCGGAAGGAUACGAGACAGCUGCUCCUGCUGCCGCACCAAAGGAGGAACCGACCUUGCCACCGAUGCCGAUUCCAAAUGAUGGACGGGCACUUGGAUACGUUUUC